UCACCAAACCCCAAUUAAACAAACACAACCUAAUACUCAAAUUCAAGUAUUUCUUUUUCUUCCAAUGUCUCUCACACCUGUCUCUAUAUUUCUACCUCUCUUCUCUUCUUCUUUGCUCACUGAUUAUUAUUAUUUUCUCUCUCUGUCUCUCUCUUUUCUUUUUCUACCAUGCAGCCACUUCGCCGCAAGACACCUCUUUUCAACUCAGAAAUAGGGGCAAUGAAGGGUCGCAAAAACAGCAAUCUUUCCAUUUUUGUAGUUGUUUUCUCCAUUUUCCUCUUUGGGAUCUUCAUGUACAACGAGGAUGUUAAAUCCAUAGCUGAAUUCCCAUUUUCAAGGCCAAAAGCUCAAAAAGUUGAGUCUUUUCCGAAAGAUGAUAAAAGGGUUGAAGAAGACACUGUCACUGUUAUUCAAAGGGAUGAUAAUACAGAGAAAGAUGUUAAAGAAGAAGACACUGUUACUAUCAUGGCUUCAAAGAAUUCAAGAACCCAACUUGAGAAAAGUGAUGAUGAUGGUGAAGAUUCUGAUGAACAGCAAGAACAUGUUGAGUUGAAAAAGAUUGUGAUGACAGAGAAAGAGGAAAAGAUUGAAUUGUUAGAUAAGGAGGAAGAAGAAGAGGAAGAUGAAGAAGAAGUUGAGUUGCCACCAAAAGAUUGUGACUUGUUCAAUGGUGAAUGGGUUUUAGAUAAUGUGUCGCAUCCUUUGUAUAAAGAAGAUGAAUGUGAAUUUCUCACUUCUCAAGUUACAUGUUUGAAGAAUGGAAGACGUGAUUCUUUGUAUCAGAAUUGGAAAUGGCAGCCUAGAGAUUGCUCUCUCCCAAAGUUCAAGCCAAGAUUGUUGUUUAAGAAGAUUAGAGGGAAGAGGCUUAUGUUUGUUGGAGACUCUCUGAAUAGAAACCAGUGGGAAUCAAUGGUCUGUAUGGUUCAGUCGGUUGUUCCUUCGGAUAAGAAGACAUGGUACAAGAGUGGUUCUCUUGCCAUCUUAAAAAUUGAGGAGCCAGAGCACAUUACUACAAUAGAAUUCUACUGGGCACCAUUCCUUGUAGAGUCAAAUUCAGAUGAUCCAAAUAUGCACAGCAUAUUGAACCGUAUAAUCAUGCCUGAAUCAAUUGAAAAGCAUGGUGUGAAUUGGAAGAAUGUGGACUACCUUAUCUUUAACACAUACAUAUGGUGGAUGAACACUUUCAAUAUGAAAGUCUUACGAGGAUCAUUUGAUGAAGGGUCCACGGAAUACGAUGAAGUCCCUAGGCCAAUAGCUUAUGAGAGAGUCUUGAGAACAUGGUCAAAUUGGGUGGAUAACAACAUUGACCCAAAUAAAACCAAAGUUUACUUCACCAGCACAUCCCCUCUUCAUAUCAAGAGUGAGGAUUGGAACAACCCAGAUGGGAUCAAAUGUGCUAAAGAAACCACUCCGGUUCUGAAUAUGUCGACCCCCUUGGAUGUUGGCACAGAUCGUCGCCUAUUUGUCAUUUCUAACAAUGUGACAAAAUCAAUGAAAGUGCCAGUUUACUUCCUUAACAUCACGACCAUGUCAGAGUAUAGAAAAGAUGCACAUACUUCUGUUUACACCAUUCGUCAAGGGAAGAUGCUAACACCUGAACAACAAGCUGACCCAACUACUUAUGCAGAUUGUAUUCAUUGGUGUUUACCGGGAUUACCAGAUAUUUGGAAUGAGUUUCUUUAUACUAGUAUCAUCUCUCAAUCUUGACCAACAACGUACAGAUAUCUUCAUACAUAAUACUUUACUUAAAUUGUUAUUAUUUCUCCUUUUACUGAAGAAAGAAAGUUUGCCCUUUUUUUUCACUUCCACGCCUUAACUUUUGUUGUGUCUGUCAGUUUUUGUAAUUUUGAGGCACUUUUUAUUAGGUUUUUUAGGAGUUGGGCAAUUUUUUUUGUUACCCCUUUACUUCCUCAUGUUUAUUUGUUAAGCCAAUUUAGCUGAGAAUGGAAGCACUGCAAGAACAUAAAUUGUACAAUGAAUCCUUGUUCCUUGAAUGAAGAAACAAUAAAGCACGAAGGUUUUGUUUAGUUUA
Messenger RNA from Cicer arietinum (chickpea), 2032 nucleotides. Its product is annotated as xylan O-acetyltransferase 1-like. Lineage: Eukaryota; Viridiplantae; Streptophyta; Magnoliopsida; Fabales; Fabaceae. Gene Ontology annotation, molecular function: O-acetyltransferase activity. The record is from RefSeq and is a predicted model, not a curated record. Gene Ontology annotation, cellular component: Golgi apparatus.